AUGAAGAGUCUAGCUGGGGCUCCUGGUACUUGGACUGGACUAAUUUUGAGGAUGGCACAGUGCUUAUUUUCAGUUGGAUCAAUUGCUUCAAUGGCAACUACCAAAACAUUCUUCAGUUUCACAGCUUUCUGCUACUUAAUAGCUUCAAUGGGUUUGGAAGCAAUAUGGAGCUUUGGACUAGCUGCCAUGGAUGUCUAUGCUUUGUCAAAGAAGAAGGAUCUUCACAAUUCUACUCUACUCAGCCUAUUUGCAGUCGGAGAUUGGGUUACUGCAACAUUAUCCCUCGCAGCAGCUGCUUCCUCAGCCGGCAUAACCGUGUUGUAUUUUGAUGACUUGGGAGGUUGCAGCCUGGGAGAAGAAUGCUCAAAGUACCAAAUGGCAGUUGCAUUGGCCUUUCUGAGUUGGAUAACUAUAGCAAUUUCUUCUCUCAUCAUGUUUUGGCUUGUUGCUGCAGUUUAG
Fraxinus pennsylvanica is the source of this 459-nucleotide messenger RNA. Lineage: Eukaryota; Viridiplantae; Streptophyta; Magnoliopsida; Lamiales; Oleaceae. The record is from the annotation of a GenBank genome assembly.